This is a messenger RNA of Miscanthus lutarioriparius, 1080 nucleotides long. The record is from the annotation of a GenBank genome assembly. NCBI's taxonomy places the organism in Eukaryota, Viridiplantae, Streptophyta, Magnoliopsida, Poales, Poaceae.
AUGGGCAGGGCGCUGUGCUGCGACAAGGCGACGGUGAAGAAGGGGCCGUGGGCGCCGGAGGAGGACGUCGUGCUCAAGGCCUACAUCGACGAGCACGGCGCCGGCGGCAACUGGAUACAGCUCCCCCACAAGAUCGGGUUGAACAGGUGCGGCAAGAGCUGCCGGCUGCGGUGGCUCAACUACCUCCGGCCCAACAUCAGGCACGGCGGCUUCACGGAGGAGGAGGACAGGCUCAUCUGCAGCCUCUACAUCAGCAUCGGGAGCAGGUGGGCAACGAUCGCCGCGCAGCUGCCGGGGAGGACGGACAACGACGUCAAGAACCACUGGAACACCAAGCUCAAGCGCCGCCUGCUCGGUGGCGGCCGGCGGCCGAGGGCAGAGGCGCGCCUCCAGCUCCUCACGAGCCCGACCUGGCAGCACCACAACUCCUUCGCCUCGUCGGCGCUCGAGAGGAUGCAGGUGAGCAUGCGCCUGCACCGGCGCCACCAGGCUCGCCUCGACAACCCGCCGGCGGCGGCCUUCACCUUGUACAACUACGGCAGCCUCGGUGCGCCGCUGGGGCCGAGCCUGUCUCCCUCGCCUUCUCCUUCGCCGGCCGCGAGUGAGACCUCAGAGAUUCUGCCGCGGCAGCCACCAGCCGGUGCUACUUCCACUGGUUACUCCGCCGGGCUCUGGACUCACAUGCCAGGCAGUUUCGGCUACACAGGCGCUGGAGUGCAACAGAACAUGGACGGCACCUGCACACCACCGCUCUCGACUAGCACCGGAGAGACCAUGACGGCAGUAGGCGUGGAGAGCUCGAGCUCGACGCCGACAGCAAGCUCUGCCUCCGCGACGUUUGGGAGUAGUAUGGACGAUGAGAUCGACAUGUUGCUCCGGCAGAUUCAGUGUUUCGGGGAGAACAACGGCCACCACAUCGGCGACGAGGUGGCGGUAGACGGCAUAGACCACUGCUUCAGAGCAAUAAUGGAUCGUCAUGAGACGGCGAACGGCAGCGUUGGUUCUUGGAGCUCCUGCUGCUCCACUCCUGGAGUGGAUUCAGUGUUCCAUGACUACGCGCAAGGGUACAACCAGUGCUAG